AUGCGGUUGCAUGCCUAUGAAUCCUCUAGGAGUUAUAAAGAAAAGGUAAAAUUUUAUCAUGACAAGAAGCUGAUAAAGAGGGUUUUCAAUCCAGGACAACAGGUGUUAUUGUUCAAUUCAAGAUUGAAGUUGUUUCCUGGAAAGUUGAAGUCAAAAUGGUCAGGGCCUUUUAUGGUGAAGCACGUACAUCCUCAUGGAGUAAUUGAGUUGGUGGAUCCUGCUGCUGAUGAUCCACAGAGAAGUUGGGUGGUGAAUGGUCAAAGACUUAAGCAUUACGUGGGAGGAGAAGUGGAACGUCUUUCCACAAUGAUGAAUUUGGUGGAUCUGUGA
Vigna radiata var. radiata (mung bean) is the source of this 330-nucleotide messenger RNA. RefSeq lists its product as uncharacterized. The coding region runs from base 1 to 330 and encodes 109 amino acids. The transcript has a single exon. The record is from RefSeq and is a predicted model, not a curated record. NCBI's taxonomy places the organism in Eukaryota, Viridiplantae, Streptophyta, Magnoliopsida, Fabales, Fabaceae.